AUGGAGUCAAGAGAUAUUUCAUAUUAUAACUCGUCUUCCAAAACUUACAAUACACCGGUGAACUGCACGUCAGUUAGCCCAAACAGUCAGUUACCUCAUUUCGAUCCUUUUAAACCCGCGGAAUAUGUCUUGAACAACUUAGGACCUGUACCAGGAGAAGAAAAGAUUUAUGCAAAAUUGUUUAAACAAAAUGUUCAGAAUACUGGUGGUGCGAGUUCAUCAGUAGGCAAUUCUAAAUCAGUUGAGGUUAAUUCAGUUAUAGUUGUAUCAGACGAAGAUGAUAAACCGAAAGAUGGAGAUCACGUUGGAGAUAAAGACAAACUGUUCCGUCUUUAUUCUCACAAGCUUCAUAUACGAAAGCCACGCGUGCCUUACGCCAGAAUUAGCUUUGAUGAUUCCGGUAUUUUUUCAGAUUCAGAUGAAUUUGCUUAA
This is a messenger RNA of Cetraspora pellucida, 432 nucleotides long. NCBI's taxonomy places the organism in Eukaryota, Fungi, Glomeromycota, Glomeromycetes, Diversisporales, Gigasporaceae. The record is from the annotation of a GenBank genome assembly.